This is a messenger RNA of Solanum dulcamara, 1733 nucleotides long. RefSeq names its product UPF0496 protein 1-like. The record is from RefSeq and is a predicted model, not a curated record. NCBI's taxonomy places the organism in Eukaryota, Viridiplantae, Streptophyta, Magnoliopsida, Solanales, Solanaceae. The transcript has a single exon. Bases 198 to 1370 code for a protein of 390 amino acids.
CAAUUAUAUAAAAAAUCAUCCUUUUUUUUAACCCCUCAAAUUGACUAUGACUUUGGCAUCGUCUCCUUCCUAGCAGGUAGCAGGGGCUUGCCCCUUCAUUCAUUCUCAAAUCUUGAAACGCAUUUCCAUGCCUACUUAAACCCACUCAAAAUUCCCAUUUGAAGAAGCACAAAUUUGUUGUUUGUUUUUUCAAGAAAAUGGGUAAUCAGUGCACUAAACCCAACAACCAUAGCCCACGUCGUCCACCAUCUCCGGCGAAACCAGAGAGUGAUGUUUCACCAGAUCUAAGCUCAUACCAGUCAGCAUGUGAAGAAGAUCCAGAACUUGGACGGUUUGAUUCUACUCUUCAAGCAAGAACAUCUUUAGCUCUCAAUUCCAUAGCUGUUAACACGGACUAUAGAUCCCUUUCUCUUGAGUCUUUACGUGAGGUUACUUUAUGCUUCCUAGAUAUGAACCAAGGAGUUGUCAAUUUCAUUCUUGAAAGCAAAAAAGAUAUAUGGAAAGACCCAGAUAUAUUUGAUCUUGUUAAGGAUUAUCUCGAUAGUAGUAUUCACAUUAUGAACUUCUGUGCUUCCCUUGAUGACUGUCUUGAACGUGCACGUAAUAGCCAGUCUAUAAUUCUAGUAGCACUCACAAAGUUUGAGAAUGAGAUCAAUGUAAAUGAAGGGGAUUCAAACCUUCUCUUUUCAGAAACUUUGGAACAAUUGAAGAGUUUUAAGGCGGCUGGUGACCCUUUUACUGCUAAGUUUUUCUCAUCAUUUCACUCAGUCUAUAUGCACCAAAAUGCUCUGUUGACCAAACUCAAGUCGAAAAAGAGUAAACUUGAUAAGAAGUUGAACAGAGUGAAAACAUGGAAGAGAAUGUCUAAUAUAAUUUUUGCUACUGUGUUUGUUUCUGCUAUAAUUUGCUCAAUUGUUGCUGCAGCUGUCACAGCACCACCGAUGGUGACAGCAUUAGCAGCUGCAGCCUCAGUGCCCUUGGGGACAGUGGGGAAAUGGAUCAAUUCCAUGUGGAAGAAGUAUGAGGAUGAGUUGAAGAAGGAGAGGGAUAUAUUGACUUCAAUGCAGGCUUGUAGUUUUGUUGUGAUUCAAGACUUGGAGCAUAUUCGGGUUUUGGCGGAUAAAUUGCAGAUAAUUUUUGAAGGGUUGUUGCAUAGUGCAGAUUUUGCUAUCAGCGGAGCUGAUGCAGUCACGAGUGCAAUGGAAGAGGUCAAGAAGAGUGUGAAUGGAUUUUCAGAAACCAUUGAGGUUUUGAGUCAGCAUGCUAAAAAGUGUAACCAGGAUAUUAGGAUGGCACGAGCUGUGAUCUUGCGCAAGAUUGUCAGUCAACCCAGUAGCUCAAAUCAGGGCUCUGGUAUGUUCUUUGAUUGACCGUAUCCAUCUUGCUGAUUUUUCUUUCAUUCAUAUACCAUGUACCAUUGUAAAAAGUUGGUCCUAACUAUGUUCUGUUGGGUCUGUUGGUUUGAGACUUCUGACCCCUGCAGAAAAUUAAGUUAUAGUCCUCAAUUUGUUAGUCUAUUUCUUUCGACUUUCAGUUAUCAUUGAGUUACUCUAUAUAGUUGAUGACAUAUUACAUUGAAUCUAUGAAAGAAGAAACUUUACGCCAUUAAGAAAUGUAAGAUGCUGUUAUCUAGUUGAUAAUGAGCUGAUUUUGUCCACCUGAUUGGUAAAUAUGAUGCUUUGUCUCUUCUUUCCUUCAUCUUUUUCUUUAAAGGUUAUAAAAGUUGGAAAUAA